UUCGUUUCCUAAUUCCAAUAUAAGUUUUUAGUUCAACCCCAUCUCUCAUCAAUCCGUAUUUUUAUCGAACAGAAUUAGUACACCUGAACUUCAACUGGUUGUUGUGCAAAAUAUUUUUAUUAAUAUGACAGAAGCACCACCUGCUAAGGCAAAGCUGAAAAAGGAAGUUUAUAACUUUGGGUGUUGGACUUUAACUGCUUCUGAGAGCCACAUUCUAGAAUCUGAAGGACAUGACAGAGAAUGCUACGAAAAGGAAUUAACUCUGCCACAGUUGCCAGAAAUGGUAUUUGCUGACAAUAUUCUCAGACUGGAACAUAAUGAUGGCUUUGGAUUAGAAUUUAAUGCUUUGGAUGCUUUAAAGUGCGUCGAUGCUGAACACGAUCUGCUUCAAGUUGCUGCAUCCCAAGUUUGGAAGAAUGCCAGAUCUGAUUGUGAAUACAUCAAACAAGCACUGAAACCUUUUGAUUGGACAUUCACUACAGAUUACAAAGGAUCACUUUUCUCAAAAGACAGUAAUUUAGCAAUUAGUGUGAUACCAACAACGGAACGAAUCAAUCUGGAGAAACUAAAACAGCGUGAAAAGAUCUUGUUCUAUCAGGAUAUCCUGUUAUUCGAAGAUGAACUUGCCGAUAAUGGUGCUUCUAAAUUGAGUGUGAAAAUACGUGUGAUGCCGUCUGGUGUGUUUAUAUUAUUGCGAUUCUUCUUGCGUGUUGACAAUGUGUUGGUCCGGAUAAAUGAUACUCGACUCUACCACGAGGCUGGAACCGAUUUUCUUCUUCGAGAAUACACAAGCCGAGAUAAUGAAGUGUGUGAUAUCAAAGUGCCACCAUUUGUACUUAAUGACCCUAACGAGGUAUGCCACUACCUGACGAAGAGAACCGAAUUCUUUGAGAAACUCCAUUUACCAAUUAGUAGCAAUCAAAGUCAGACGGAACCGAAAGUAGAAUCUAGAAAUACUGAAGCAGUACUAAGGUGAUGGCUAUUGCAAUUCGGGAAAGAACUGUGAAACGAGAGGUUUCGCUUGUCCGAGCAGGAAAUUCUAUACAUGUUGUGAAACAAACAAUAAUUUAACAUUGGUUGACCUGAGUUCCUAUCAGCAUUCUUUACCGAGCGGGGCAAAUGUGUAUAUAGUCAUACAUACAUACAUACAUACAUACAUAUAUGUAUGAAUACACAUACAUGCACACACACGCAUAUUUUUUAAUAUUUUAAUUUUUUAUUUAUGUGUGUUUGUAUAUAUGUGUAAGUGCAUGCAUAUAUGAAUAUAUAUGUGUGUCUACAUAAGUAAGUGUGUAUAUAUUUAUGUUUGUGUGCAUAGAUAUACAUGUAUUUGUAUAUACAUACACAUAUAUUUAUAUGCAGACAUAUGCUUAUGUGUGUGUGUGUAUAUAUAUAUAAUCAUAUAUAUUCAUGUGUGAUUGUGUGUGUGUGUCUGCAGUUGUGUAUAUACUAUCAUCAUACUUGUAUUUCAUUAUCAUCAGGAUCAUUUCAGUUUUUGUAAUGUUUUUACAGUUGCAAAAUAAACCACAAAUAAAGAAAGAAAUAAAGAAAAAUUGUUUCUCAAAGUA
Molecule: messenger RNA, 1568 nt
Organism: Octopus bimaculoides (California two-spot octopus)
Lineage: Eukaryota; Metazoa; Mollusca; Cephalopoda; Octopoda; Octopodidae
Product: TIP41-like protein
Biological process (GO): TOR signaling
Cellular component (GO): cytosol
Source: RefSeq, a predicted model, not a curated record